AUGUAUGGAAGACAACAGAAAGAACCGCGGUGGAAGGAAUGUACUAAAAGCACUAGGGAUCCAACGAAAUACGCAACUAGUGCGAUGUACAUGAGGAAAGCAUUCGACAAGAAAGCUUUGUACAAGGCAAAGAAAACGCUGCAUCUGGUAGCAUAUCCCGACUUCAUUCUAGAUGACAAGAAGGUUGACAAACAAUAUGAGGGAAUGCAUUUCAAUGACGAAGAUUCGUACGACGAGUAUUCAGACGAUGGAAUCAAUCGUUUGAAGAUGUAUUUAAUGCCUGAGUAUGUUUUCAACUCAGCUGUAGUGUACGCUUACUACGACACACAAAACUCUAUUAGUAAGCUGCAGAGACGACAAUAUGAUGCUUUAGGUAAUCUUAACACUUGGUGGGAUGAGGACGUGAAGAAAAAGUUUGAAAAGCGUGCCCAGUGCUUUGUCGAUCAGUACAGUAAGAUUGAGGUACCAGGUACUAAUCACGUUAUCAAUGGUGAACUUACGCUAGGAGAAAAUAUUGCUGAUAAUGGUGGAGUUAAACAGGCUUACAAGGCUUACAAAGCCUUUCUGCAAAGGUAUGGUGGGAACGAAAAGAGGAUCAAAGGCCUCGAAAAAUAUGACAACGAUCAGAUGUUUUUCAUGCUAUGCUUCGGUAAAGGCUUUUAG
Cylicocyclus nassatus is the source of this 663-nucleotide messenger RNA. The record is from the annotation of a GenBank genome assembly. Lineage: Eukaryota; Metazoa; Nematoda; Chromadorea; Rhabditida; Strongylidae.